AGUUAACCAAACCUAACUGCUACAAACGUACAAAACAUGGGUGCUAGUUGUAAAGACCAAAAGAAAGCGCUCGCUAUAUGUCUUCAAAGAUCCCCCUGUGUUCUAAUAGAACGAAACACUCCCAAGAAAUGUCUUACUGAUCCCGAACUAAAGAAAGAAUUACCCGAGUUAUGUGUGCAUAACUUCAUGGCGUAUAUGGAAUGCAGACAUGGGUUUUUCGAUAUGAGAAAACGUAUGAGAGGGAACGCCCCUAUGUCUACAGGUAAAUAUGAUGAUGUAUAUGAUCAUUUAUCCAGUGGAGAUUUCGAUGCUCAUGAAGAAAUGAAAAAGUUGGAUAUUUUGAAUAGAAACUUGUCUAAGCAGAGACAGUUGAAGGAAGAGCAAGAACGUUUGAGAUUAAGCGGAGAGUUGCGUUAAAGCGCACACAUAUAUAAAUCCUUGUAUAUAUAUAUAUAUAUAAAAGUCUGUAUGAACAAAAAAUAUUAAUGCUUUAAAAACUGGUCUCGCUCAGCUGUAAGUUGACUAAUAAACUUUUUGAAUAUCGGGUUGAACUUUGCCAAGUUGGAAAAUACAGAACUCAAGUCGAUGAGCUUGUUAAUGUGGGCAAGUAGUUUCUCUUGAUCAACAUUCAGAUCCAACUGUUGCUUGAUGGAGUCAAAUAACUCAUUCAAAGCCUCUUGAAAUUGUUCCACACUAUAUGAAUCAUGCCUGAGAAGUGAAUUAUUCACUAGUUCAAAGAUAGUCAACACUUUAGUUAGGUUUGCCUUGACUUGUUUCAAUUGGAUUAAGUCAUUAAUGGCUUCAUUUUUACCGUGAUUUAUAUCUAAUUUUUCGUUAAUGCCGUUCAAUUCUGCCUGUAACGAAAGUAUUGAGUUAUUGAGAACGUUAAUAUGGUAUUGUAAUCUAGUUGUUGACCCUGUCGACUCGUCAUCCCUGCUGUAUAUCAAUGUGUUUGAUUUGUUUAAUGCGUCCAAUUUGUGUUUUAAAUUAUUAUUUGAUAGUUCAUUGGUGUAGUAAUCUAAAUGUAUAAUCAACUGCGAUAUAUCAUUGGAUAAUUUAGAAAGUGAAUUCUUGGAGUAAGCUGAUAUCGGUGUGGCUGUUGUUGUAGUUGUAGUAGUAGUAGAAGACAAGUUUGGUGAGGUGGGUAGUGCUGAUGUAGGGACUGUGAUGGAUUGGACUAGUUUGUCGAUGUAUGCAGGUGGGUUGAAGUCAUUAUCAAAGAACAUAGUCAAUGACUCUUCGAUUGUAUCAUCUUGUUGUGACAUGCUGGUGUAGUUGCUAGUGGAGAGGGU
Molecule: messenger RNA, 1292 nt
Organism: Spathaspora passalidarum NRRL Y-27907
Lineage: Eukaryota; Fungi; Ascomycota; Pichiomycetes; Serinales; Debaryomycetaceae
Exons: 2
Coding region: 37-417 (126 amino acids)
Biological process (GO): mitochondrial respiratory chain complex IV assembly
Cellular component (GO): mitochondrion
Source: RefSeq, a predicted model, not a curated record